AAUAUGGUUAUUAUGGUUAAAAGGAUAUGUAAGGAUAAAAGGAAAGGAUUAGAAUAUAAAGAAGGAUAAUAAUGGAUAAAAAAGUGCACAAAUGUACUUUUAACGGAUGUACCACUGCAUUUAGUAGACCAUUCAGAUUAACACAACACCUUCUUACACACGUGAAUGUUAGAGCAUUUCGAUGUACUAAAUGUUCAAAAACGUACACAACAAAAAGUCAUUUGAUUCGCCAUGACAAUACAGUACAUUUGAAGAUAAAAACAGAUGUUAUUUACAGUUGUCCAGAAUGUAUGCAAGUGUUUGCAAAUCGUCAAAAUUUAAAACGUCACAUGCAAAAGAAACACAUACAAGGUAUAAAUAAUUACUGUUGUGAACAUUGCAAAAAGUAUUUCCGAAAAAUAAAUCAAUUAAGAUCUCACAUGUACCAACACACUGGAAUAAAAUCUUUUAAAUGUAACAAAUGUUUCAAAGAAUUUAUUACGCACUAUGAAAAGAGGAAACAUAUGAGAUGUCACAAAAUUUAUAUCUGUGAAGAGUGCAAGAAACAGUUUGAUAAAUACAAUGAUUUUCAAAAACAUAAAAAGGAACAUGAUACCAAAGAAUAUUGCUGUGAUAAAUGUGGUGUUAGUUUUAAGGAGAGAAUACUCAUUGUUCGACAUCUGAAAAAACAUUCCCAAAGUAAUAAUCGACAUUUUCCUUGCCCUCACAAAAAUUGUGGAAGAACUUAUUCAAGGAAUAGUAAUCUAAAACAGCAUAUUUUAACAAAGCACGAACAAAUAACUCAUGAUUGUCACAUAUGUAACACUCGAUUGUGUUCAAAAGCCAAACUGAAUAAUCAUUUAAAACUACACAAUAAACCGAUCACGGAAGUAGUUUCUGUACGUGCAAAUACCAAAGCGGCUGGUCGCAAAACUCGAAAGGAUAUGGGCGUUCCGAGGAAGUCUAUUGCAUUGAAACUAGCCGGCUUUGAAGAACAAAACGAAAUAAAAUCAGCUAUACCAUAUUUAGCAGAAACGUGUAUGACCUAGAUUAUUUAAAUAAAAUGAUUUUAGGAUUCAACUCGCUCAUAUCACUGCUUCUCAAAUAAAAUAAAGAGACCUACUUUAUUUAUUUUUAUCUAGAUCUUUUUAAAUACCUACCUACAUAAACAUAUCUUGGCAUGAUGAAACCUUAGUGCGAGUU
Molecule: messenger RNA, 1182 nt
Organism: Bombyx mandarina (wild silkworm)
Lineage: Eukaryota; Metazoa; Arthropoda; Insecta; Lepidoptera; Bombycidae
Product: transcription factor IIIA
Biological process (GO): regulation of transcription by RNA polymerase II
Molecular function (GO): RNA polymerase II cis-regulatory region sequence-specific DNA binding; DNA-binding transcription factor activity, RNA polymerase II-specific
Source: RefSeq, a predicted model, not a curated record